This is a messenger RNA of Beta vulgaris subsp. vulgaris (sugar beet), 1436 nucleotides long. RefSeq names its product alcohol dehydrogenase 2. Lineage: Eukaryota; Viridiplantae; Streptophyta; Magnoliopsida; Caryophyllales; Amaranthaceae. Gene Ontology annotation, cellular component: cytosol. Gene Ontology annotation, biological process: formaldehyde catabolic process. The record is from RefSeq and is a predicted model, not a curated record. The transcript has 9 exons. Bases 108 to 1268 code for a protein of 386 amino acids. Gene Ontology annotation, molecular function: zinc ion binding; S-(hydroxymethyl)glutathione dehydrogenase [NAD(P)+] activity.
UUAAGUAUUAACACAUCAUUACAAGCAUCUCAAAAACAACUUCAUAUUUAGAGCACAAAAUUUCUCAAAGUUUUUCUUACAAUUACAAUUAUUUUGGUCCUAAGAAAAUGACACUAAAUCAGAAGAUGUUGGACACUGCUGGGCAAGUUAUCCGCUGCAAAGCUGCUGUGGCAUGGGAAGCAGGAAAACCCCUUGUAAUAGAGGAAGUAGAGGUUGCACCUCCCCAAAAAAUGGAGGUUCGAGUGAAGAUCCUCUUCACCGCUCUUUGUCACACUGAUGUUUACUUUUGGGAGGCCAAGGGUCAAACACCAGUUUUCCCUCGUAUUCUGGGUCAUGAAGCAGGAGGGAUUGUUGAGAGUGUUGGAGAGGGAGUGACUGAAGUACAACCAGGUGAUCAUGUUCUCCCGGUCUUCACAGGCGAGUGCAAGGAAUGUGCGCACUGCAAAUCAGAAGAGAGUAACAUGUGUGAUCUCCUGAGGAUAAACACUGACAGGGGUGUGAUGCUUAAUGACGGGAAAUCGAGGUUUUCAAUCAACGGCAAACCCAUUUUUCAUUUUGUUGGAACAUCCACAUUCAGUGAAUACACAGUGGUUCAUGUUGGUUGUCUGGCUAAGAUCAACCCUGAAGCACCCCUAGACAAAGUAUGCGUUCUGAGCUGCGGAAUCUCUACAGGUUUUGGUGCUACUGUGAAUGUUGCUAAACCAAAGAAGGGACAGACAGUCGCUGUUUUUGGCCUAGGAGCUGUUGGCCUUGCUGCUGCAGAGGGUGCCAGAGUUUCUGGUGCAUCAAGGAUUAUCGGUGUGGACUUGGUUUCCAGUAGGUUCGAAGCAGCGAAGAAGUUUGGUGUGACUGAUUUCGUGAAUCCUAAAGACCACAAAAGGCCAGUUCAAGAGGUAAUUGCUGAGAUGACCAAUGGUGGAGUGGACCGAAGUGUUGAAUGUACCGGAAAUAUCCAAGCCAUGAUUUCUGCUUUCGAAUGUGUCCAUGACGGCUGGGGUGUAGCUGUUCUUGUUGGAGUACCCAACAAAGAUGAUGCUUUCAAGACCCACCCCGUAAACUUCCUAAAUGAGAAGACACUCAAGGGAACUUUCUUCGGUAACUACAAGCCUCGUACAGAUUUACCAUCGGUCGUGGAAUUGUAUAUGAAGAAGGAGCUUGAGCUAGAGAAAUUCAUAACUCAUGAAGUCUCCUUCAAGGACAUCAAUAAGGCCUUUGAUUACAUGUUGAAGGGGGAGAGUAUCAGGUGCAUUAUCCGCAUGGACGCGUAGACGGAAGAUUAAGCUCUACCAGUCUACCUUCAACAGUACAUUCUAUCAAGAUACAAAAGUGUUAAUAGAGAUGAUAAAAGUGGAAUUUCAUAGUCUUGUAGUUGUAUCUAUUUCAUUGUUGUAUUAACGUAAAUGUUGCUUAUUUAUUAGGACGAGUUUUUGUGUUUA